Messenger RNA from Penicillium antarcticum, 309 nucleotides. RefSeq lists its product as uncharacterized. NCBI's taxonomy places the organism in Eukaryota, Fungi, Ascomycota, Eurotiomycetes, Eurotiales, Aspergillaceae. The record is from RefSeq and is a predicted model, not a curated record. Bases 1 to 309 code for a protein of 102 amino acids. The transcript is spliced from 4 exons.
AUGACGGACCCGAGACUGAUUGACAUGGAACCUGGUGGAGAAAGCACUCAAUACGAGUCAAUUCGCCAAUAUACUAUCAGUCCAUCUAAGCAGACUGGUCAAUUGGGUAUAGGCCAACAACAUACCAAAAGCGAAGUGAGCCAUCCUCUGGGAACUGAUACUCCAAACUCUCAACAAAAAGAGGAGCUCCAAGCACAGAGAUUGGGCAUGGGGGUAUUAAAGCCAAGCACAGCACUUGACGAGGACGAUGCAGAGGCCAAGGCCCGCAGACAGCAGGGGUAUGGGCCUGGGUCCGGAGUGGGCGCUUAG